CGGAGCGAGCACGAUUCAUCCACACAGCCGAAGAGCAGCCAUUGCUCCUCCAACACAAACUCUCCCUGCCCGUUUCAGCUGUCCCUUAGUUCUCAGCUUGUUGGUCCCGGGAACCGUCGCUGGAAGCCAGGAGGGGCUUCGUCGGACGUCUGUCUCCCUCUCUUUGCCACACAUUACUCACCCGUUCCACUGCAGUUUCUGAGACGGGUAUCGCCUCGCCUCCUCCUGUCUGGUCCGACGUUCAGAUGAUCAGAUGAUAUUUGCCACCGAAGAUGUUUCUGGGAUCGAAGAAUGUGGGAUCCACUUGGGAGCUGUUCAGGAUAGCGGGUGCUCUAUCGCUGUUGCUCACUGCCCACUGCUUUAAUCUCGACACAGCUGGGGCAACGAUAUCCCCCACCGGGAAUGGGUCUGAGUUCGGUGAUCGCGUGUUCCAGUUUGGAGACGAUCAGAACAGCUGGAUCGGAGUGACGGGAAAGGACGAGAUGGGAAGCGCCGUCUUACUCCGCUGCCCGGCCGGAGGCGGUGACUGCCACCCCACCAACGUCACUGACUCCUUCAACAACUCCGCCGCGCUUUCAAUGGACGCUUCGGGGCCAAACCUGGUGGUCUGUGAUCCCAACACGGUGUUUGGAUGCAUGAGAAACACCUGGUUCCCAGGAAAGUGCAUUCGGUUCGGAGAGCAGCUGGAACUGGAAGCUCCACUGGACAUCGGAAAAAUCGAGUGUAUCCCUGAGAUGCUAGAUGUGGUCUUUCUCUUCGAUGGGUCCAACAGUCUCAGCAAAAUAGACCUAGAAGCGAACAAAAAGUUCAUGUUGAAGAUGAUGGAACAAUCGGACGCUGGCAUGCAGUUUGCCAUCGUUCAAUACUCCGCCAUGGUCAGAACGGAACUGAGCUUUGCAACGUUCCAGGCCCAACGAAAGAAUCUGGGUGAGAUCGUGAGUCGCAUCCAACUGAUGGAGAGUUCGACCUUUACCGGAACUGGGAUCGAUUAUACCAUAUCUUCUGUGUUUACGGAGGAGGAUGGGGCAAGAAAAGGGGCAGCGAAGCUCCUGAUUGUGAUCACGGAUGGAGAGACCACACAGGGAGACCUCAGUCUGUCGCAGGUCAUCCAGAAGGCUAAGGACAAACAGAUCACUCGCUGUGCAAUUGGGGUUGGACAGAGUUUCAAGGAGGGCAGCAGGGGUCUGAAAGAGCUGGAAAUCAUCGCCUCGUCCCCCGAUUAUCUGAUCAAGGUGAAAGACUACAAUGAGCUACAUUCUGUCUUCCAGGAUCUCAAGUCCAAAAUCUACCAGAUUGAGGGAACGCAAUCCUCCAGCGAGAGCUCCUUCGAGAUGGAGAUGUCCCAGCAGGGAUUUAGCGUCCUCCUCAACGAGGACUCGGUCCUCCUGGGGGCCGUAGGGGCCUAUGACUGGUCUGGAGGCCUGGUGGAGAUUCGCGACAAGGUGAGGACCUUCAUUAACGUCUCCAAGAGUCACCACGACAUGAAGAACGCCUACCUAGGUUACUCCGUGGAGAGGGCGGUAUACGGGAACAGCACCCUCUACGUGGUGGGUGCUCCCCGCUAUCAGCACAAGGGAAAAGUCGUCGUCUUCGGCCAGGGAGGCAACGAGACCUGGGAACCAAAGCAACACAUUAAAGGAGAACAGAUCGGCUCCUACUUUGGCGCGGAGAUCGGCGUCCUAGACCUGGAUGGAGACGGUGGGACGGAUCUGCUUCUGAUCGGAGCUCCUCUCUACCACCAGCCUGGAUACGGCGGAAUGGUCAAGGUCUGCUCCCUCACUCCCGAGGGCACUUUCGUCUGCAACGGCUCGCUGCAAGGUAAACGGGGGGAUGGACUGGGACGUUUCGGGGCCUCCAUCGCAGUCCUGCGCGAUCUGAACGGGGACGGAUUAUCAGACGUUGCCGUGGGGGCCCCGUUGGAAGACGACCGUCACGGCAGCAUCUACAUCUACCAGGGCGUCUCCGGAGGGCUGGAGGAGAACUACAGUCAGCGAAUCACUGGCCGCCAAUUCUCCCCGUCCCUGAUGUUCUUCGGACAAUCAGUGCAGGGGUCUAUGGACAUGACGGGUGAUAACCUGACAGACGUCGUGGUCAGUGCGGCUGGGAACGUCGUCCUCCUCCGUUCCAGGCCGGUGCUGGGGGUAGACGUGGAAGUGCUCUUCCAGCCGCGGGAGCUGGGUCUGCAGAUUUACCGGUGUCCGUGGUCCGAUUCCAAGAUGCGGCUUGUGAGCAACGUCAGUAUCUGCUUUAAUCUGUCAGUGAAGGGUCAUGCUCCUCCAGAUGCGUUGAGUGUGAACCUGACUUACCAGCUGGACCUGGACAGGAAUCGUCCCUCUCCCAGGGCUCAGCUGGAGACAAGCGAACACCGUUUCACCGGCUCCCUCAACCUUUCCGGAGACAGCACGUGCGUCCAGCACAACAUUUGGUUGCCGGCCUGCGUCGAGGACUCGCUAACCCCCCUGGAGCUCAAUGUCAGCUUCUCAGUGACACCCUACCCGCGGUCGGAAGGAGUGGUGGAACAUCUCCCUCCCGUCCUGAGCCACCGCUGUCACACCGUCUUCAACCAUCAGCUCCGUAUGGAGAGAAACUGUGGGGAGGACGAGAUAUGUACAGAUUAUCUUUUUCUCAAUGCGCAGUACAACGGAGGGACCCUCGUACUGGGACGGGACACCAUUCUGGACCUAAAGCUGUGGCUGGAGAACCGGGGCGAAGAUUCCUACAACACCUCCCUCCGCAUCCGGCACCCACGCGGCCUCCAUCUACACAAAUAUAACACGGACAGUAGGGUGGAGUGCAGCUCCAGCCUGGAUCCAGCCCGGGACCAUCGCGGGUUGUUAGUUUGUUUAAUCAGUCACCCCAUCUUCAGGCAGGACCAAGAGAUGGACCUGAGUCUGAGUUUCCAUAUUCAGGGGUCACCGGACUGGGGAGAGGAGACGACGAUAGAGGUGGAAGCCCUCAGCUCCAACACAGACAGGAUUACCAACGAGGCCACCCGCAACAUAACGAUACUCGUUCAGUAUGCCGUGGAGGUCGUGGUGACCAGUCUCAGCACCACACGCUACAUACGGUUCACGGGGGACGACCAGGGGCCGAAGGGCGUGACUCACACAUACAAGGUGGAAAAUCUGGGCCCCUACCCUGUCCCGCUCAUACUGAACUUCACCUUCACCCAGAAGAUCAGGAACUUUGUUUCAUGGAAUGCGCGGAUUGAUCACGAAGAGACUAAGGACCAGAAACCGAAGUGUAGCGACCCCAUGGAGUCUCCGAAAGACGCCAUCCAGGAUCUGCUCAAGGGAAAGGAGACCUCCGGGAUUCAGGUCCAGACGGUCGUCUGCAACUUCCACUCAAACCCCAAAAACAUAACGGAAUUCCAGCUGAAGGGCUUCGUACAGCUACAGCCUAACGGGGAACUGUCCACGACGACCCUGUUCAGCUCGGCUCUCCUCUCUGUAAACAGCUCCCGCCACAUCAGCCAGAAGGGAAAACUCAGCCUCAAGGCGGAGGGACAGACGGAGGUGCAAGUCGACCCAAAGAGCAAAAAGAUGCUGAUAGCCAUCGGCAGCGGGUGUGGACUGUUACUCCUCAUCAUUGUCAUCCUCAUCCUCUGGAAGUUUGGAUUCUUCAAGCGGUCUUCCCCUGAGAGUUAUGACGACGGGGUGCAAGCAGCCGAGAAUCAGAAAAUGAUAGGGAUGGAUGGGAAAGCAGACGCCUCAGCAAUGGCCAAUGACAACGAGGGACCGGCGAACGGCAGCUCUCCAUCGCCCAAUGACGACGCAACGUUGACCAAUGCAGAAGCCUCCCCAUCUCCUUGACCCCCUUCCCAUGCCCGUCUCCCUCUCCCUGUUAAUCCCUGCAAUACUCCUGCGUCGUUAUACCCUUUUCCCCUUGCCCACUCCUCAGUUCCGUGUCUCCCCACCCGCCUGUCUCUUUCUCCCUUACUGCAUCUACACAAUGGACUGGGGUCAUAUUGUCUUCGAUCCAGAAUCUCAGCCAUUUCGCUUGAAGGGUGAGGGAUGAGAGGGGUUGGGCUGUGCUGUCGGGCCACAGUGAGAGAACGAACAGCAAGGUAGAGCGACUAAGAGUUUACUUGUCUGGAAGUUGGAGAAGGGAGAGGAGGAAAGGAAUAGAGGGAAGAAGAAAUGGGGGAGAAAGUGGAGGGAGAUGGAGGAGAGGUGUGGGGUGGAAGGGUAAGAAUGGAGAAAAUGGGGAGGGUGAUAGUGGAUGGGAAGGAACAGGGUGAGAGGAGGGGAGAGGCAAGGAAGGAAUGGGAGGACGGGUGUGGAGUGGAAAAGAAGGAGCAGAAGAGGAGGCAGCGAAGAUGCGUGGAGGAAGCAGAAAAAUGGAUGAGGGGUGAGAGGGUGGGAUGUGAGUGGGUGGGUGGAGGAGAGAAGAAAGGAAGAGUGGGGAAGGAAAUGAGAAGGGGAGGGAAUGUAAGUGAGGAAAAGAGGAGAAGGAAGAUGAACAGAUGUUGGGACAGAUUUUGGGAAGGAAGGGGAAGAGUGAAAGGGAGGAUGAGAGAAGUAGAGCUGGAGAGGAGCAAUGGAGAGAAGGGGAAAGAAGGAGGAGGAAUAGAGGGAUAGGUGGGUUGUAGAGGGAAAUAGAAUGGGAAGUGAGAGAGUGAAGAGGUAGAAGGGGCAGAGAGUGAGGGAGGGAGGGAGAGAGAUGGAAGGAAAGGCAGGGGUAGAGUCAGCAGCGUCGGAGGAAGGAAGGAGGUAACGUCUAUCAGUAUGAGAGAGGGAGGAAGGGAAGAGGAAAAGAGGAAAUAUUGAGGGAGGGUCGAAGGAGGAAGUAGGGAUUGUA
Messenger RNA from Hypanus sabinus (Atlantic stingray), 4800 nucleotides. RefSeq names its product integrin alpha-M-like. The transcript is spliced from 31 exons. The record is from RefSeq and is a predicted model, not a curated record. Gene Ontology annotation, molecular function: integrin binding. NCBI's taxonomy places the organism in Eukaryota, Metazoa, Chordata, Chondrichthyes, Myliobatiformes, Dasyatidae. Bases 273 to 3812 code for a protein of 1179 amino acids. Gene Ontology annotation, cellular component: external side of plasma membrane; integrin complex. Gene Ontology annotation, biological process: cell-cell adhesion; cell adhesion mediated by integrin; cell-matrix adhesion.